Cladophialophora immunda is the source of this 1647-nucleotide messenger RNA. RefSeq lists its product as uncharacterized. Gene Ontology annotation, molecular function: zinc ion binding; DNA-binding transcription factor activity, RNA polymerase II-specific. The coding region runs from base 34 to 1551 and encodes 505 amino acids. The record is from RefSeq and is a predicted model, not a curated record. The transcript is spliced from 3 exons. Gene Ontology annotation, biological process: regulation of DNA-templated transcription. Lineage: Eukaryota; Fungi; Ascomycota; Eurotiomycetes; Chaetothyriales; Herpotrichiellaceae.
AUUACAUACCCAGUUUGGUGCCUGUGCCCGCCAAUGUCGUAUCGCGGAAAACCCACCAAGGCAUGCCAAAAAUGCCGUUUACGCAGAGUCAAGUGCGAUCUGGCGUCACCAGUAUGCCAGCAAUGCGAAAAGAUUGGCCAUGAAUGCCAAUAUCGCGACUUGUUCGACAUAUUCCACAAAGAUGAGACGUCUCUUGCUAGAGAUCAUGCACGGGAGAAAUGGCGAAAACGGUCGACGAAGAGUGCAAAUCGCUCAUCUAGCGGAGACGAUGCUCAAUCCAAUUCCGACUCAACCAAACCUUCCCCCUCCAGUCCUCCUCUAGUGGAUGCACUGCAGCUUCCUCUAGACGAUCGCGCCAGGUCCCGCUUCUAUUUCGACUUUGUCGACGUCCGCUUUCCUUACCUGGAAAUACUAGUACCUCGACUUUUGGGGGCGACAGCGGCGGAUUCCCUCUUGCGAUGUACUCUCUCGGCCGUCUGCUAUGCAAAUUUUGCUGGCCGUUUCAAUGACCGCCAGGCAGCACGAGCCGGAGCAACGCAAUACGGCAAAGCCAUGCGCCAAUUAGCAGGAACCAUAGGUGAUCCAGCAAAGCUGAAGUCGUUUGACGUCUGUCUUUCCGUGUAUCUUCUAUCCAUGUAUGAAGUUCUCGCCGGAGACAAGCUGGACGGUACAUGGCAAGCUCAUCUUAAGGGCUGCGGAGACGUUCUCCAGAUUUAUAAUCCCAGUUCAAUCAACACCGCAGCCGAGAGAAGGUUUUACAGAAGCAUGUACACUCAGCAGCUUUUGAGGCACAUGGGACAGUAUAGUGCCCCGCCUGCGGACUUGAAUCGCUCGCAGGACCUUUUACCGCCGAUUGACAGUACAAUACAAACCCUGUUAGAUCUAGUUCUCCGAAUCAAUAUAGUAUGCGUCAACCUACAGCCAAAUCAUCAACCCAAGGGAGUCGAUAUCACCGGAGCCGAUCACUGCCUGGAAGACGCAGUGGAGCUUGGUUUUCAGCUCCAAUCAUGGUAUCAGUCUCUCACGGAGGAUUGGUGGUGCUCAGCCAAACCAAUAGCGACGACCAACAGAUACCAGUGGAUAUCUGACCUACUCAGCUUCCCGGGCGCGCCAAAAAUAAUGCACCAAUACUCGUCGCCGCACGCAAAAUUCUGCAGCAACCUCUAUCACGUGGGCCGAAUCCACCUCAACCUUAGUAUGAUCGACCAUCUCAUCUCAGUCUACCCACCACAGCAGCUGGAUACCGCAAUCAUAAAAGAUCUAUCCUCCAAAAUAUUGUCCCACAUCGACGUCAUCAUGAAAAACGUCCCGUCAACUCUCGGUAUAUCGCCCUCUGGAGGUUCUGAGGAUCCGAGAACGGUGAAUGACGUACAAGGCAUGAAAGCAUAUCAUGUUAUGUGGCCGCUAGUCAAAACUUCGAGAUGCUUCAAACGAAAAUCGAUCAAAGCCGCAGACAAAGACGGCCGGGGCCGCUGGAUCAAGCAUGUGUUGGAAUUUUUGGGGCGGGAGUUGAGUAUCAAGAAGGCGGCUGCGCACGCGACCUAUUUUUGAGGUUAGCGACGGUGACAGUGGUCCCUGGAAGACAAGAAAGCCUACAAACCAAGCGUAUUGAAUGGUAAUAGGGGCUUAUUUGCAAAGGAACACACG